UCUUUUUUUUUUAAAAUCAUAUUUGUCACGUCACCUGAAUAAUUCCCUGCACCAGGAAACUUUUACAGACUUGCUGGAAUUAGUCUGAGAGAUGGAGGCAGAGGAGAAUAAAAUUUCAGUGUGGGUUUGUCGCGAGGAGAAGCUCGUGUCGGGCUUGUCGAAGCGCACGAGCUGCGCGGAUGUGAUCCGGGUGUUACUGGAGGAGCAGAACCUGGAGCAGCGCGUGUCCCUCUCGGGCUCUCCUCAGUCCUACUGCAUCGUGGAGAAAUGGAGAGGAUUUGAACGGAUUUUACCGAACAAAACCAAGAUACUGCGACUGUGGAGCGCGUGGGGAGAGGAACAAGAAAACGUCCGGUUCGUGUUGGUGAAAAACGAGGCGUCUUUACCCAGCAACGGGCCGCGGAGCGCAGAGGCGCGCGUCGUUCUCAGCAAAGAGAGCCCGUGUGUCUACAAGGGGACCGCCAGAGUGACCAUGGCUCUGUCACAGGAGAAACAGAGACGGAUAGUCAGGAAAGCGUUCAGAAAGUUGGAUAAAAUCAACAAGAAACGGGCGCAGGCUGCACCUAAAGAUGCCUCAUCCAUGGAGAGGAUGGAGACCCUUGUGCACCUGGUCGUUUCUCAAGAUCACACCAUCCGCCAGCAGAUUCACAGGAUUAAAGAGCUCGACAGGGAAAUAGAAAGGUAUGAGGCCAAAGUUCAUUUUGAUAGAAUGAAGAUGCAUGGGAUCAACUACGUCCAGGAUACGUAUUUAGUGGACAACAACCCUGAUAAAGUCAAUGAGGGGGACAAAACGAGCCCAGAAGCAGCUCUCGCCCAGUUUGAGGAAUAUGCUCAGAGAUGCGAGGAGGUCAUCAAACUGCAGGAAGAGCUGUCUAAACACGAGGCCCUCAUGGAGAGCAUUACAACUGAGAUUCAAGAGGAACUCAACCAGAGGUGGAUGAAAAGAAGACACGAGGAACUCGCGAAUAAAGAGUCUGAAACCACUUCUGGCGAGACAUCUCUCAGAGUCACAACUCGAGAAAAAGAUGAUGGACCUUCAGCGGUGGAUGUGUCUUCUGACAACGAGUUGCUUCUGGAAGAAGAGAGGAUCAGAACCCAACUUGACACCAGUUUGUACAUCGGUCUGCGGCUGAACACCGAUUUGGAGGCCAUAAGGAAUGAUUUGGACUUGACCCAGGAGAUAUGGGGAGCGAAAGAGAAAGAACUGAGGGAUUUAAUGGAGAAAGUCAACUCUUUGGAUUUUGAGGAGGAGCUGAAAGAGGAAAACACAAUAGAAACAGACAGAUUGAUGCCGCUCCAGGGGGACAGUGUGUGGGUGGAGCAGGCAAGAGGGCUUAAAAACAUGUGACGUGAAUGAUGACGACUCAGAUACAGGACUCAGCUCAAUGCAUAGUCAAGACUCAGAUAUCACACCCAUCUGCGAAUCUUUAGUGUAAAA
This is a messenger RNA of Cyprinus carpio (common carp), 1438 nucleotides long. Its product is annotated as ras association domain-containing protein 10-like. Gene Ontology annotation, biological process: signal transduction. The record is from RefSeq and is a predicted model, not a curated record. Lineage: Eukaryota; Metazoa; Chordata; Actinopteri; Cypriniformes; Cyprinidae. Bases 92 to 1348 code for a protein of 418 amino acids. The transcript has a single exon.